Molecule: messenger RNA, 7162 nt
Organism: Rhineura floridana
Lineage: Eukaryota; Metazoa; Chordata; Lepidosauria; Squamata; Rhineuridae
Gene: FMNL1
Product: formin like 1
Exons: 26
Coding region: 1205-4588 (1127 amino acids)
Biological process (GO): regulation of cell shape; cortical actin cytoskeleton organization; cell migration
Cellular component (GO): cytosol
Molecular function (GO): actin filament binding; small GTPase binding
Source: RefSeq, a predicted model, not a curated record
GUUCGGAACACCAUCACCAUCAGCUCCUCUCCAGGCAUGCUCGAUCCCUCGGCGCGCGCAUAUAUAUUCUUCGUUCAAGGAUUAAGUUCCUUUAGAUUAACUAUUUUAACGAGCGCGCGUGCACACAUACACGCACACACACACACACGAGACACGACUGAAAUCCGUGGGCUUUGAGACCCAGAAAACUCCGUCUGGCCUGGUUCACGCUUCCAUUCUAUCCUCUGCUGUUAUCCCUGCUCUAGAUCCUCAUUUCUCGAGCAGGUGACUCGGCUAUUUCCUUCGCUUUCCCCGUCUCCCUCUCCGCCUCAGGCCAUGGCUAUUGCAUUUGGGAAUGGGCGAGCCCUUGCGUUUUUCCCUCUCGCUGCUCCUGCCGCGGUCGUCUAUUCCCCAGCUUUGGCGACCUACCCAUCUUCGCUGCCUUUGCAAAAGCCGUGUGGUCCUCCUGCAGCUGUUGCCUUCUGCUGCUGCUCCUCGCCAAAUUGAGCGCAGAGAGGGGGGGUGCACAUACUAGGUUGCAACCCAAAAAUCAGCUGCAGCUGCAGGCUUGAAAAGUUACUGCUCCAUUUUUAUUUUUAAAGAAAGCACCUGCAUUUUGACUUCCUGCGUUCUGAGCACAACCGCUGUUUCUUUCGCUCCUUCCUCUUUUGGGGGGAAGAGAGGGGGAAGUUUACCAGAGCGGCUGACUUCUCUCUCCUCCAGAGCACACGCUGUCGUUCAGCUUGAAAUUGAGGAGAAUGGGACUGUUUUUUUAGACAGGAAAAGGGACGUCUUGGAUUCUGUUGGGGAUGCACUAGGCAGCUUGGAACCGGAGAGAAACUGAAGGCACAGCUGACCAUCAUGAUGGUGGCACUCGUCCCAGAGGACAGGCAUUGAGAAGUCACCUUGUUAUUGGGCGACCCUCGACCAGUUCAGCUAUUUCCAGGAACUCAGGCCCUAGGAGCAGAAGCAUGGACAACCGGCUGGACUGACCCUAUGCAUCUGAGGAAUCUCUUGUUCACACGUGUUGAGAGUUCCUGGAGCAAACACUCCACUCCCUUUUCCUCCGCUUCCAAUUUGGCUGGGUUGAAAGUUGCUGGGGUUUUUGGUUUUUACUGCCUCUGACCUUUUUUUCUCCUUCCCUAGGGGGGAAAAAUCCUGGAUAUUUUAAUUUUAUAGUGCUGUUUAUUUUUAUUAUUAUAUUUGGUAAUAGUGCAGUCUGAGGAUGGGCAAUGCCGCUAGCAGCCUGGAAAUGUCUCCAGCAAAGGAGAUUAAGAGCCAAUCAACAGCCUCUUCACCUCUGCCCCCCAAACAGCCAGUGCCCCCCAAACAGCCUAUGCCCAGCUCUGGAGAACUGGAAGAACGAUUCACUCAUGUGCUGAAUUCUAUGAACUUGCCACCAGACAAAAUGAAGCUUCUGAGCCAGUAUGAUAAUGAAAAGAAAUGGGAGUUGAUCUGUGACCAGGAAAGGUUCCAGGUCAAGAAUCCACCUUCUGCCUACAUCCAGAAACUGAAGAGCUAUCUUGACACGGGCGGAUUCAGUGGAAAGUUUAAGAGGCGGGUUCAAGAGUCCACCCAGAUUCUUCGGGAGCUGGAGAUAUCUUUGAGGACAAACCAUAUUGGCUGGGUCCAGGAAUUCCUAAAUGAAGAGAACAAAGGUCUUGAUGUGUUGGUGGACUACCUUGCUUUUGCCCAGUGCUCUGUCACGUAUGAUAUGGACAGCACUGACAAUGGAAGCCCCGGGUCCGACAAGGGAAAAGUCCUGGACAGGUCUAUGGAGGACCUCAGCAGAAGCAACUCCUCCCCAACGCAGGGCUCCUCCAAAACGAGGCACCUGACUGUCAGACUCAAUCCGGCACACAGCAGGAAGGCACUGAGGAACUCGCGCAUCGUCAGCCAGAAGGAUGAUGUCCAUGUUUGCAUCAUGUGCCUCCGUGCCAUCAUGAAUUAUCAGUCUGGGUUCAGCCUUGUGAUGAACCACCCAGCCUGUGUCAACGAGAUCACACUGAGCCUCAACAAUAAGAACCCGAGGACCAAAGCGCUCGUUCUUGAGCUGUUGGCCGCUGUUUGCCUGGUCCGAGGAGGACAUGACAUCAUCCUGGCUGCAUUUGACAAUUUCAAAGAGGUCUGUGGCGAGAAGAACCGCUUUGAGAAGCUGAUGGAAUAUUUCCGAAAUGAAGAUAGCAACAUUGAUUUCAUGGUUGCCUGCAUGCAGUUCAUCAAUAUUGUGGUUCAUUCUGUAGAGAAUAUGAAUUUCCGUGUCUUCUUGCAAUACGAGUUCACACAGUUGGGAUUGGAUGAAUAUCUAGAGAAGCUGCGCUAUUCAGAGAGUGACAAGUUACAGGUUCAGAUCCAAGCUUACCUGGACAACAUCUUCGAUGUGGGCGCCCUGCUAGAGGACACUGAAACCAAAAACGCUGUUCUGGAGCAUGUGGAAGACUUGCAGGAAGAAGUUGGGCAGCUCUCAGAGAAACUCCUGGAUGCGGAGAACGAGUCCAUGGCCAAGGUUGCAGAGCUGGAGAAGCAGCUGUGCCAGUCACGCCGCGAGGUUGAGGCUCUGAGAGCGAAGACAACAAGCAAUGAGCAGAGCAAACAGGAGCAAGUCAACAAGACAAACAGUCCAAGGAGUCCCUCUUUGUUACAAAUGCAGCAGCCUCAAGGGUCAGGAGAGGCCCCACAGUAUUCUGCCUUGGAGCACAAACUAGAGGAGCUGGAAGACAAGGGACUAAUCCGGAUCCUGCGUGGAACUGAUGGAGAUGGCAUUGUUGGCAUCGAGGUCAUCCCUGUCAUUGUGGAAACCACAGCAGCUUCCUUGGUUACUAUUGACGUACCCUCAUCAACCAGCACAGAUUUUCCUUUGCCAUCCACAUCCUCUGUUUCUCUUUCUGCUCCAGAAAUCCCCCCACCCCCACCCCUGCCCUUUGCCAGUGACAGCAGUUCCAUGGUUGCCGUGUCCUCUCAAGAGGAAAGCCCGCCUCCUCCUCCAGCACCACCCCUUCCUGGAGUCAGUGUCCCUCCACCUGCCCCACCACUUCCUGUGGCUGGAACUACACCCCAUCCUCCACCACCACCACCACCCCUCCUGGCAGUGGAUGGCCCAGUUCCUCCCCCUCCUCCCCCUCCACCCAUGGUGGAUGGCGUGAAUCUUCCAGGAAUCACUAUAAGCUCAGCUGUCAAGAUCAAGAAGCCAAUACAGACCAAAUUCCGGAUGCCUAUCUUCAACUGGGUGGCUCUGAAGCCUAACCAAAUCAAUGGGACUGUCUUCAACGAACUCAAUGAUGAGAAAGUCCUUCAGGAGCUUAACAUGAAUGACUUUGAGGAACAGUUCAAAACCAGAGCUCAAGGUCCAAGCCUGGAGCUUACUGUCCUGAAGGUGAAAACCUCCCAGAAGGCUCCUAGUAAGGUGACGCUGAUUGAAUGCAACCGGGCCAAGAAUCUGGCCAUCACACUUCGUAAGGGGGGGCUCACCAUCGACGGCAUUUGCAAGGCCAUCCAGGCGUAUGACCUGCAGUCCCUCAGCCUUGACUUCUUGGAGUUGUUGAUGCGUUUCAUCCCCACAGAAUACGAGCUGACGUUGAUCCGCAAAUACGAGAAGGAGCAGCGGCCACUGGAUGAGCUUUCAGAUGAGGACCAGUUCAUGAUUAAAUUCAGCAGGAUUCCUCGCCUGACGGAGCGCAUGAACAUUAUGACCUUCUUAGGCAACUUUGGAGACACUGUACAGCUCCUCCUACCACAGCUCAAUUCCAUCAUUGCUGCUUCGAUGUCGGUCAAGGCUUCUACCAAACUGCGCCAGAUUCUGGAGAUUGUGCUGGCAUUUGGGAAUUACUUGAACAGCAGCAAGCGGGGAGCAGCCUAUGGGUUCCGGUUGCAGAGCCUUGAUGCGCUCCUGGACAUGAAAUCAACCGAUCGGAAGCAGACGCUACUUCAUUACAUCGUGCGGGUGAUCGAGGAGAAAUACCCUGACCUCACAAGCUUCUCUAGUGAGCUGCACUUUCUGGACAAAGCAGCAACAGUCUCACUGGACAGUGUACUCCAAGACGUGCGAGGCCUUCAGCGGGGCAUGGAGCUAACAAGGAAAGAGUUCAUGCGCCAGGAUGACAGUGCUGUGCUCAAGGACUUCCUCAAGGCCAACACAGAAGUGAUGGAGAAGCUCUUGGCAGACAGCAAAACUGCACAGGAAGCCUACGAGUCGACAGUGGAGUACUUUGGGGAAAACCCCAAGACCACCCCUCCAACCAUGUUCUUCCCUACUUUUGUGCGCUUUGUGAAGGCACACAAGAAAGCGGAAGAAGACAUCCAGUUGUGGAGAAAGCAGGAAGCAGCUGCCAAAGUGGAGGAAAUAGACUCCCCCAGUCAGGAGGAAAAGGCAGCACCAAAGCAGUCUCCCACCCAUAAGGCCAAGCGACAGCAGAUGGACCUCAUAUCUGAGCUGAAGAAGAAGCAGCUGGUGAAAGAGCCCCUCAUUUACGAAGAGAAGGAUGGAGCCAUUGAGGACAUUAUUACGGGUCUGCGCAACCAGCCAUACCGGCGGGGAGACACUGGUCGGCACAGUGCCAGGAAACGGACCACUGCGCAGACGCUGCAGGUGACUGCCGACAUCUCUGUGUGACAGCCACGAACAAGAACAGCAAGCAAGCCAAGCUUUGGUUUAAAGGGGUGAAGCAAGGACUAAGCGGGUCCUAGCCAACAGGCUUGGACUAAAAGCUCCUUCCACCAAGGAACAAAAAGACUCAGGGGAGGAUAACUUCCCCCCACCCAGCUUUUAAAGCCAUUUUGUGGGCACAAACACAACAGUCUUGCUCCUUAUGCUGCCCACUGGAUCAGCGCUGCUUCAUUUUGAACUUAAACAAGUCUUCUUGGCCACAUCUGUCUGCCCCAACAUGGAAUUAAGGUGGGGUGGGGGUUGGGGAAGAGGCUCUACUCUGUGCCACAAAGACAGCCGAUGGGAUCUCUGUGGCUGCUGCCUCCGAGGAAAACUAAGUUGACAGGGUCUAGAUUCCUACUCCCCAUUAACCACUCCACCCAGCCGGAUCUGGUUCCUUUCCCCACCUCCUUCAGCUGGGACAUUUAUUCUGCUUUAAUUCUCCACUUCUGGCCUAGAGAAGAUGCAGGGCAGUGUUUUCAGGCUGGUUUCUCCCUAUGACAUGAAGGGUGCCGUUUUAUCCAUGUGAGUAAUCGCAUGCUUGUAGAAAGGUUACUUAGCCAGGAAUGUGUAACCUCAGGAUCAUUUAAGCCAUUCAAGUGGUGCAACAGGGCUACGUUCCUAGUGAGUCCACCAGGACUUUGGGUGACAGCAAGCACCCUUGCAAAACAGCACCAAUUCCAGCACUUUUAAAACUUCCUUGGAGGUGCCAUGGCCAUUUCAGCCCUGUAGGACCCAAACUGCAGGUUUCAGGUUUAUGCUGCCGAGUGGGUUGGCUUCAAUUGCUAAUGGCCUGUGUAGUUUUUUUCCUUCCCAACAUUUCUUUACGGCUGGUGCAGGUCCACAUACAGGCCAGGCCUGGAGUAUCCUUAGAGCCGAGGAUGUCUGACAGUGUAGUCAAGUCCCUACCAAGGCUGCUGUGCUCAUAGAUGACUGAGGAGACAGGGACUGCAGCCACAGCCUGUGGCUGUCCCCCUCCAUACUUUCAUGUAGGCCAAGUCUGCCCCCUAUCACGGCCCCAUGAUUUGUGGAUACAGAGGGCAAGAAAGUGACAAUCACGUAUCAAGUGAGCUGUGACUGGAUGUGGUCAGCAGAUUUGAUCAAAUAUACCUGGGCAAUCCGAGUUGUCCUUCCCUCCUUCCACAAAGGCUUCCCCUGACCACAACCAUCUGAAAUCAUUUGAGAGGCCCCUGUGCAAGUCUUAGAUGGAGUGAUGGAAGGCAAGUGCCUAGCCCACAUGAAGAAAAGAGGACUGGGCUCUAAGCAGGACCUGAAUUUCCCUAAUAGGUGGUAUAAUUUUUGUUAAAGGAUUUAAAUAAUUUUGGCUUCCUGUUCUAGCACAACAGACAGCCCUAGCGUACAGAUGUGGUCAGUGGAACAGCAUCUCAGGAUUUAAGUCUUUAAGGCAGGUGUCCCUUUGACAUUUUUAAAACCAGCCCACUCUGAUGCAAAGAAGCUCAUAGGUUUUUGUGACAAUCAAACUGGGUAAAUGGAGUUGCUGUUCUUUUUCUUGCCACAAGGUGUCACCCAUUUCUGUGGGGUUUUCUACUGGUGCUUUUUCUCCAAUGUGCAGGCAGUGCCCUAGGUACUACUCUUCCCUCAAACCUCCCCCCCAACAAGAAACCAGAACCAAGAGUGGGAGUGAUGGUGAUUGGAUCAUUCAGUCACACACGCUAUAAUUUCCAGGAGUCAUCUUUUAGUACAAAUUCAGUCAGCCAAUGAAUUUGCAGCGUGAUUCAGGAGCCAGAUUGGCUGAAGGAUUCUACAUCAUUUAGCCACUUUGCUUAGAAAGGCAGGCAGCCAGUGUCCCUUUUCUUAAAGUAUGGGGCAGUCCUGGCAGACACAUGAUAAACUGCCUUCAGCAACCCUGGUUCCAUGCAGAUCCCACGUACAGUGGCACUUGCAGUCAUGCACCUGCCCCCCCCCAAAUUGGUCCCAUAUUGUUAUGGAUCAUGCCGUUUUUCUUGUUUGAGACCAGAUUAUAAAAAACACAUGCCAUCCAUCCCCUCGUAUAAAUCCAGGCCCCCUGAAACAGGUUGUGCCCACAGGGGCUAUUGGUUUGCAUUCCUACCCAGCAUGCAAGCUUGCAAGAUACACAUACAUAAUUCUGCUGUUCAGUCUCAAUUAGGAUGAAACAAAACUCUCUUAAGAGAAAUGCCAAGGCCAAUCCCCUGCUUUACCUCGUCACCCCGCUCCAGAACCUGCAUACCCACUUAAGAGAGACUCUAGGUUUAGAUUUAGGCUACCAUUGCUUUCUCCUGUAACUUAAAAGCAACCAAUACGGUCACAGCAUAUACACUCAGCAUAGCAACCUUGCACACUGAUUCAUCACACACAAGGGGGGGGAAGGGGGCAUUAGAAAGCGAAUUGAAUGUGCAACCUAUUGUUUUUAAAAUGCCUUGAUCCAUGUAGGGGAGAACCACAAUGCCCUACAUGAUUGCUACUUUGUAUACAUUAUUUUUAUAUAUGGUUAUGUGAAUUGCAUUUACUCCAAAGCAAGUUAACAAAGAGCAAAUAAUAAAUGUAUUCUAAAGAUGCAAA